AAGGUGCUGAAGAAUGCCAACGUCCUAACAAAGCAUACAAUUAGAUUUUGAUUAAUUUCUGUGGCCCUUCUGUCCUCUCUAUUGGCCUUAAAUAGGUGGAAGAAAAAGUUGAGUUUGUGAUUCAAGAAUCCCUAUAUAAAGUCACCACCUUUGGCAUUCAUGUGGAUACAGCCGCCCACCACAACCUCUAACUACUAGUGUUACUCCUCUCAUCCAAUCAAAACAAACUCAUUCUACAACUAUGAAUGCCUCUUUCCUUCUCACCUUCUUCCUGGCUGUCCUAGCAACUCUGGGGACCCUCUCGACGAUGUCAGAGGCUCGAGCCUUCUUUGUUUUUGGUGAUUCUCUUGUUGACAAUGGCAAUAACAACUACUUGGCGACGACAGCUCGUGCCGACUCGCCUCCUUAUGGGAUUGACUACCCGACUCACCAACCCACAGGCAGAUUCUCUAAUGGGCUCAACAUCCCUGACAUUAUCAGUGAGCAGAUCGGGGCUGAACCUACAUUGCCUUAUCUCAGCCCUGAGCUCCGAGGAGAAAAACUGCUUGUGGGCGCCAACUUUGCAUCGGCAGGGAUUGGAAUUCUCAAUGAUACUGGAAUUCAAUUUAUAAACAUCAUUAAAAUCAGUAGGCAGUUGCAAUACUUUGAGCAGUACCAGCAAAGGUUAAGCGCGCUCAUAGGCGUGGCUCAGGCGAAGAAGCUUGUGAACAAAGCCCUUGUCCUCAUCACUCUUGGAGGCAAUGACUUUGUUAACAACUAUUACUUGGUGCCAUUUUCUGCAAGAUCUCGCGAGUUUGCGCUACCUGACUACGUUCGCUAUAUAAUCUUUGAAUACAAGAAAAUUCUUCGGACGCUACAUGAAUUAGGUGCCCGUCGAAUAAUGGUCACCGGAACCGGUCCUCUUGGCUGCGUGCCGGCCGAGCUUGCUGAAAGAAGUCGGGAUGGUAGCUGUGACCCUGAGCUGCAGAGAGCUGCAGCUCUAUUCAAUCCCCAGUUGAUCCAAAUUUUAAAUGAACUAAACACAGAUCUUGGAUCAGACAUCUAUAUCUCUGCCAAUGCUUUCAAGAUGCAUAUGGACUACGUAUCAGAUCCAGCAGCCUAUGGGUUCGUUACAUCAAAAAUUGCAUGUUGUGGGCAAGGACCUUACAAUGGGCUAGGGCUAUGCACUGUUGCAUCAAAUUUAUGUUCCAACCGCAACUUGUAUUCAUUUUGGGAUGCAUACCAUCCCACAGAGAAAGCAAACCGGAUCAUUGUGAACCAGUUCAUGAUCGGUUCCUCCGAGUACAUGAACCCCAUGAAUUUGAGCACCAUUCUAGCCCUGGAUGCAAGUACUUAGCAUCUUGAGAACUGAUUCAUUGCCUUUCUUUUUAAGCUCUAUGGAAUGUUCCCUUUGCUUACAAGCUUUCCUUACGUGUGGUACGUAUGUCCGCUGCCAUAUCCAGUGUAUCAUCUAAUAUGUAGUUCAAUGUUCGGGCCAAAGAUUGCCCGCAUAAGGUGGUUAAGGAUCAAUAAACUGAUAUGUAGCCUUUGAGCAUUUUGGUUUCUGGUGAAUAAUAAUGGUAUAUGUUUGAAA
Elaeis guineensis (African oil palm) is the source of this 1573-nucleotide messenger RNA. RefSeq names its product GDSL esterase/lipase LTL1. The record is from RefSeq and is a predicted model, not a curated record. Gene Ontology annotation, molecular function: hydrolase activity, acting on ester bonds. Lineage: Eukaryota; Viridiplantae; Streptophyta; Magnoliopsida; Arecales; Arecaceae.